Messenger RNA from Acanthoscelides obtectus, 1803 nucleotides. The record is from the annotation of a GenBank genome assembly. Lineage: Eukaryota; Metazoa; Arthropoda; Insecta; Coleoptera; Chrysomelidae.
UUUAUUUGGCAGAAGUUGUCGUCGGUUAAGGUUGGCAUAUUUUUGACAAUUGACAUACAAACUAUUUGAGAUUUGAGACUAGAGAAGGUAAAAAGUAAGAUACCAAAACAGCAUUUGGAAUAUUCGUUAGCUUAGCAUGGAUUUAUAAUUUAAAAAAACUGUUUCGGGCGUGUAGUGUAUUUUCUUCACCGUGUGCACCUGUUGUUUUGAUUGCCAUUGAUUUUACUGUUGACCAAAGAUGAGCGUGGAUCCAGAGACCGCGGUUUUGGAGUCCAGCUACGUACCGUACACCGGUACCGCCUUUCAAUAUGCAGAGUACAAUUUCGAAAACAAUUCCAAUGCCGCUUUGGAGUUGGCUAGGUGUCAAUGGCCCAACUAUGAUGAUCAACACUAUCUGAAAGGUUGCAAGUGGUCUCCAGAUGGUACGUGUUUGCUGACAGUGGUACGAGGGGCUGGUAUGCAUGUUAUGGAACUGCCAUCAGAUUUAUAUACAGGUGACACAAUUUUAACCAGUAGACCAAUCACAGGUUUAUCACCUGCAGUUAGCGUUCCAGAAGGAGGACUUAUAUAUGACUACUGUUGGUAUCCUGGAAUGAACAGCGCUAACCCUGCUACAUGCUGCUGGGCUUCCAGUAGUCAUGCCGGUCCCAUACACCUGUGGGAUGCUUUCACAGGUGAUUUGAGAUGCACUUAUCGAGGUUAUAAUGCUGUUGAUGAAGUGGAACCUGCUAUGAGUGUUUCCUUUUCAGCAGAUGGACAAAACGUUUUUGGAGGGUAUAAGAAAAAUGUGAAAAUAUUUGCAACUGGCAGACCUGGUAGAGAAUGUAUAGAGUAUCCAGUUGCACAUCAAGUUAGCUGUCUGACUGCUAGCUUAGCUCAACCUGGAGUCGUAGCUAUAGGAACUGUGAAGAAUACAAUCGAACUAGUUUCUCAGAGUGACGGUACCUUCAGGCACCUCUGUAAGUUGUCAGGUCACAAAGGUGGAGUGACCAGUAUGGCAUUCUCUCUAGAUGGCUUCCGUUUGUAUAGUGGGGCGAGAAAAGACAAAGAAAUCAUAUGCUGGGAUCUACGUCGAAGCUCUCAUUCAAGCUCUGAAUUCAGUGUGUCGCAUCUCAAGGCACUGUAGUGCAAACUGACUUCAGAUUCGCGAUUUGCGAUGAUUUGUAUUGUUCUCUAUCUGAUCGAGGCAAAAGAAUAUUGACGAAAUUUGCGUUUUAGGUGCCAGGUAGACCGAUGUUCUGCGUAUCUAGAGAAGCAAACACCAACCAAAAAAUCUAUAUAGAUCUGUCAGUAGAUGGGAAAUGGUUGGUUUCAGGCGGAACCGACGGUAAGGUACAAGUGUGGAAUGUCGAACAGCAGACUUAUCCUACUGUUCACAUGCAGGCCGUAUUUCUGCUGUUUCUGCUACCAGAACUAUAUCAACGAUACAAAGCUGAAACACCAGGAUAACAAUAACUUUCAUUCCUUUUCACAAUCAAUAUAGAAAACAUUUACAGGAUCGGUGCUACUAUAUCUCUCACAAACACAGUAGUCGAUGGGGCUACACAAGGACUGUGUCAACGGGGUCAGUCUGCAUCCUUACCGACCGAUUUUGGCGACCGCGUCAGGACAACACCACGCCCAAGAUCCACUACAUCACACCAGACAUGCGAAAGUGUACGAGAACGCGUUGGGUAUGUGGUGGUUGGGCCAGCAACAGGAGGACAAUGAUAUCAUUACUGCCAUCAUUAAAGCAGCCACUCAUACUUAACUGUAGGUUUAUUUAGGUGUUACUCUGUUGAAUAAAUUAGGUUUUUGUAUAAA